This is a messenger RNA of Mesorhabditis belari, 237 nucleotides long. The record is from the annotation of a GenBank genome assembly. Lineage: Eukaryota; Metazoa; Nematoda; Chromadorea; Rhabditida; Rhabditidae.
AUGUGGAUUCUUCGAUUGCUCACUUGGCUCACUGUUUUCUUCUCUUGCCUUCCCGUUCACUCAUUCAGCCAUAGUCUUCAGCUUGAGAAGAGAAGAAUAGGCCAUCGUCUGCCGAAUAUCCUUCACGCAAAAGCUGGUCGACCAGAGUCUCAUGAGAUUUCCAAGCGACGAAUCGGUCUUCGUCUCCCGAAUAUCAUUUAUUUACGCCCUGAUCAAGAGAAAAAGAGUCUUUUCUGG